GUGUCGUCGUAGACCACGUUGAACCAUCAUCGGCUUCCUUCAAAACCCCACCAACCGUGCGAAGCUAUCCUUCUUCGCUUCUCUCAUAGACCUUCGCCGGACAAAAAAGAAGGAGAAAAGGAAAGUAUAUACGCGCGGUUAGUACGACAAAACCGCGUACGAAGGUAAAAGGAAGACGGACUGAGAGAAACGAGGGAUGAAGAGAGUGUAGAAAAAGAGGCAAGCGAGAUGCGGCGAGAAGAAAGAGGGAAUAUAGAGAAUAGGAUAAAACUAGAGAGAAGGAAGUAUAAGUACGAGAGACAGGAGAGUGAGAAAGGUGGAGUUACGAAAAGAAGAAGAGAAUAAGACAGAAGAAAGAGGGAUAACGUGGUUGGACAGAGAGGAGAUGAGAAAAGAGACGGUUACGAAUGAGGAAAGGAGAUGAAACGAUGAAAAAGCGCGAAAGGGAGGGAGGUGAAAGAGAGACGGACAGAAAGAGCGUGAAUUGGAGGUUUCGAGCCGCGCCUCCUACCUUCAGGGCCCAUGUAUCCACAGCUCGGCACUGUUGACGACGGAGCGCCCUAUGGAAGGGGAUAGGGAAUUACGGGGAACGUGGUUUAGGCAAGAACGAUCGUCCGUAGUCGUAGUCGGGCCGCGAGUUGAGCGAUGUCGUGUGGCCGAUUUUUAUCGUCCACCGUGUUUUUCUUCCAACGCUUUUGCAUGGAUUCAAUUUUCACCGAGUGUUGUUUGCUUCGUGGCCACCGAUGUAUGUACGUGUAACCGAUUCGGUGAACAAGCAUGCGAGCACGAACGUUUCGCCCUUUCCUCCGAGUGGAUACAACACACGGAAGAUAAAAGAAACGAAAAGCGACUCGUUCGCUUUCCAUUCAAACACUGUACGACUUUAAAAACACGUGUUUAUCUUUGGUGCGUGUCACCCACACGUCGAUCACCCUGUCAUCUGACGUCGAACGAACGUCAAUCAGGAGAGCAUUAUGUUCGCGGAAGUGUGUUAAAGUUUUCUUAAGUGAGCCGUGAACAGUAUUUAGGAAAUUGGUACAAGUGAGAAUCGUGUAUUUCCUGUCGACAAGUCGGGAUAGUGCGACGGUUGAUGCGAGUCAAGGGAACAGGAAUUGAUCGAAUACGGUGACAAGUAUCGAAAGAAAAAUCAAAAGAAAAGAAAGUUAGGAAAGAAGAAGGCUGGAAGGAAAGUGUGCGCAGCGUUUGUGGAUGCAUGAGGGUCUCAUGGCUACCGGAUUGGUAAAGUGGUGGCGGGCAAGGUUCCUCGCUGGUUAUAGACCCUUUUCUGUUGUUGGUAACACGGAAGGCAGCGAUUCUGAGGAACUACUUGCCGGUGUCUCGGCACCUUGUAGCGGUUCACCACCGGAGUCACAGCCAAUUUUAUUAGAAACAGAAACACCGCAGGUCGCGGUUGACGCUUCGACCAGCCCAACACUGGCCACCGGAAAUGAGGAACAGCCCGCUGCUGCUACUACGAAACAGCUUAGUUUUGAGGAAUUCGAAUGCGAUGUCUCGGUAGCAGAAGGCGACCGAAAGAGGCAAGAAUUCUCGUUCACCCUGUACGACUUCGACGGCCACGGGAAGAUAACAAAGGACGACAUAGCUGGCUUGGUCACUACCAUUUACGAUACCCUGGGCGCUUCCAUCCAGGUACCUCCGUGCGGCAGUAAGACGAUUAAGGUGAAAUUGACUGUGUCGCCGGAUCAGAGGAGCAGCCAGCCAAAGAGCGGCUGUUUGAACGCUUCUUCACAGCCGAACACAAGCUUUUCCGGAAAUUCGUCCUGCUGCCAUUUGAAGCACGCGUCCUGUAACAAUGCCGCCGCUACUCACACAACGGCACACGGUUUACGUAGAGUUCCUAGAAGGAGAAGGGUGCCACGACACCGUUGCCAGAACGAACAAAAGGAAGUGGAGACUCACAGCGAGGACGAGGGUGAAAACGCGCGAACGAAUCGAAUAAAGCAAGAGGAAUUACGCAGAAGGGUGGGGCCCGUGCCUCAUUUACCGUCACCCUAUUCCAAUAGCUCCGAGGGUGAUAUCAGCGACGACAGUGACGUUUCCCCAGCAGUUUCCCCCUUGGCGCCUCUCCUCACGACUAAUCAACGAAAACGCAGCGGUGCCCUACAAAGGCAACAACUCUUGGAAAUUAUUCAGGCCAACAUGGAAAAGAAUAAUCUCAGUUUUCAUACGUCAAGGAAACGGCAUCAGAACGAGCAACUGCGCGUUCCGUCUCAAGCACCUCACGUCGAGUCUUCACCUCACUACAAUCAGGACUGUCGAUUGCCAACGGAACCGCGGCCUACACCGAUGGCGUACCAUAAGCCGACACGGGAAAAGCCUCAGGGUUACACGACUUUUUCCAAGGUACCCGCCAAGUCACGGGGUAAUUUAAGGAAAACUCGGAUGCAGUACGGCCUGCAGCGGAACAACACCGCGAUGCAACCACCUAGAGCUUACGUGCAACCUCAAGUUCUGCCUCGUACCGUGCUCAAUCCCAACGUGUACGGGGAUCAACAACCGACUACGGGUGGUAACGCGAAUCGCAAUGUCGGUAACCUGAUGCCAAACAAUCAGCAUCCGGUGAAUCAGACACCACCGAACAAUCACAAUGUUCAGCGUAACGAAACGACCACGCAAUUCGGUCAAACCACGCAACAACCGUGCGGUAAGUCGAGCAAGAAACACCAGCUGAAACACGCGACCAGAGAACAAGAUCAGGCUAGAGCGAUGGUACAGGUCGUUCGUUGGCUCGAACGAGAAUUCUCGCAGAACGCGGCUGCGAGCUCCGGUCGGAAACACGUUCACGAACACAUUCAUCAUCAUUAUCAUCAUUACCACACAGAGGCUCUUGUUUGAUUCGUUCGUAGCGUCGCUCAAAAAGUACGUUCAGAAAUAAGAGACAUAGUAGGCGAUCGGGGUUGACAUUCUUGAAUGGUAUUGUUUCGAAUCGUAUACGACUGGUGAAAGUCCAUUCACUCGAAGCUUUAUGUAGUUUAUUUCCCAUGUGUUUCAAUUUUAUAGACGCUUUCUCCGUGGGAUGAGGGCUGUAAACAUUUUGUUCUUAUAAAUUCUUCAAAUUUUUUACUGUACACGUAUGGUAUAUGGUUUGCGACAGGAUCUAUAAAGUUUCUCUUUUUCAAUUUAUUACUGAUAUAUAUUGAUUUCGUACAUGGUAUAAGAAGAGUACUUCAUCAACCUACAAACUGAGGAUCAAAACAGCUGUCAUACGACUUGAGAUGCCAAAAUGGCUAAGAAUGAAUGUUUGUUAAUCGAUUUCUACAUUUUGCUACAUUCUUUUGUGCAGCAAUUUAUACACAUGUUUUUAUCCGUUAAAGUGUACUGUGUUCCUGCUAAACAUGUCAGAAAAAAUAUCACGCUUAUAUAGAGUUCGUUUCUUAUUUUUAUAUCGAUUCGACGAUAACCAGUUUGAUAAUCACUGCCAAGUUUUAUUCAUUCUGGAAACAAGUUAUUUCUCAAUCCAGUUACAUAGUCGAUCCAAUGAUGAAUCAAUUUGAUUUUGACAAGUUAUUAUCACUUCGAAACAUUAUUGGUAUCGCCCUAUGGCAGUAUGUAAUCGAGAAGUUCUAUUCCUGAGACGUGUAAUCGUGUUCAUCUUAUCUUUUAGGGAUUGUUAAUUAUUUAUCAUACGGGAUAGGUGAAUCUUUUUUUCUAUUUCUCUUCUGGAUUUCCAGGAUAGACGAAGGUACAAGUAUACUUUCUUCAUCUCUUCAUAAUCUUAAUUAUUGUGAAGAAGAUCCACAAAGAUACCAAUGAUCUAUUACUAUAUUAAACUGCUUGCUACGAUGGUUGUUAUUUCAAACAUUUACAUUGUCAUUCGACGCAUAUACGUUCAUGUAUAUAAACACUUUUACAAACAUAUUUCUUCCAUAUUUUUUAUCUCGCAAUUUUCCGAAGGAAGAUCCUUUUAUUUUUCCUUCCAACUAUACGAAAGCGUACAGGAAUUUGCGUUACGUUUUUAGUACAAAAUACAGGGAUCCAUUUCUCUUGUUCUCUGAACUAAUCUGUUUCAUUUGAAGUAACAAGAGUACAAUUAUUUUACAACAAAUUUAUUCGAUCUAUUUAUAGUAAACAAUGUAAUUUCAUACGAAACAGUAUUAGUGCGUAACAAUAAUGUAACCACUAUACACAGUUGUAUAAAAUUUGUUGAUAAUUCCGGAUACGCAAAGUAUGUAGAAAUUGAUAGAAAUAUUUUAAACAAAACGAUGAUAUUCAACGGUACCGGAACUAAGAAAACGUGUUACUUACUUGAGGGACAAAGUGCUUUUCUAACUUGAGCUUCCUUGCUGAAUGUUUAAGGAGAUCAUAGGCAGAAAGUGUCUGCUGAUUUUUUCUCUUAGACUUUAAGUGUUUCAACAUACCUCUCGAUGGAUUUCCUUUGAAUAUUUCUUUCGGGACAUAUUUCAUUCGAUGGACAAAUAUAUUUAUUUAACAGAACUGAGAAACAAACGAGUUGUAAGUAAACGUUUAGUCAAAGAAUCAAGAACAUUGGAUGACUGUUAACAAGUGUUAACACCGAUUUUAUAUUGAGAAAGUAAUAAAAGUAGUGUUGAAUCUGAUUCAUUGAAAAUUAAUUUAUAAUUGUUUCGAAUAAAAAAUAUUCGUUUGAAACUUUCGACAGUCGUUCAAUGUUUUUCUUGAUUGAAUUGAGUGUUGUGAUUUUUACGAGUGUUUUCAUAACUUUAAACUCGUUCUCGUAAAAAUUACAGCAAAAAUCAAUGGUGCUCCUAUAUUCCAACGAAUACAAUAGUUUACUCCAUAACGGCGUUAAUUCUAUUUCCGUUGUAUUUAUGCUGUAUUUUUCGACAAUAUGAGAAAGUAUUAAGGUAAUGUAACUUUAAGGGAACAAAUUAUAUAAUUCGUAUUUGACCUGAACUUAUGACAUUGUUUUUUAUUAAUUUGAUAUUUUUCCCGUGCGCGCGUAGUAUCAUUUGUGAUCAUUUGAAACUCACUCAUUUAUUACAAUACUUGAACAAAGUUAAACAAAAAUAUUGAGGAUUUAAUGGAGGAAGUAUUAUGUAUACGUACCUUUCGAGACUUAACUUUUGAGUACAGAUAUAGGGUUGUAAAGAAUAAAAAUAAAAUGAAAAAUGAUGGACUUAUUAAGAGUGCCUUGCCAUACCUUUGUUAUAUUAUGCAAGUAUUAACUAUUGAAUCUCUUUUAUAUAUAUAUAUAUAUAUAUAUAAAAUUUCUUUAAACUCCAAUGAAUCAUUGAAUAUUAAUGUAAUUAAGGGUAAUGUUCAUUUUAGUGGUAUAUUAUUACACUAUGGAUCCAUUAUAUUCGAAAAUGCAUGAUGUUUAGGUCUAAAUGAAUCAGAAAUUGUUGCGAAUAUUUUUCUAUUAGAGGACUCGAUGAGGAGAGUAUAAUUAUAAUAUUUAUUAAUUACGAUAGAUAUUACUAACAAUAUGAUUAGACACGAUGACAAUUGCUACUUUGUAAAUUUAAUAAAUCUUGGAUGGUCAGCGAUGUCCAGAGACAUGUAAUUUUAUAUCGAUCUUUGUAAUCGUUGUAGAUAUUUUGUGUAAUGUAUUUUUUACUGAUAUUUAUUAAAACACAUUUUUUGAUACUACAUUAUUGGAAUUCACUUUGAAUUCUUCCUCUACAGAGUGUUUCAUAAAGCGGGCAAAUAAAGUCUCGAAAUUA
Messenger RNA from Osmia bicornis bicornis, 5663 nucleotides. RefSeq names its product protein naked cuticle (gene nkd). The coding region runs from base 1210 to 2856 and encodes 548 amino acids. The transcript has 5 exons. Lineage: Eukaryota; Metazoa; Arthropoda; Insecta; Hymenoptera; Megachilidae. Gene Ontology annotation, cellular component: cytoplasm. Gene Ontology annotation, molecular function: calcium ion binding. The record is from RefSeq and is a predicted model, not a curated record. Gene Ontology annotation, biological process: negative regulation of Wnt signaling pathway.